Molecule: messenger RNA, 1440 nt
Organism: Hippopotamus amphibius kiboko
Lineage: Eukaryota; Metazoa; Chordata; Mammalia; Artiodactyla; Hippopotamidae
Product: PRAME family member 15-like
Exons: 3
Coding region: 4-1440 (478 amino acids)
Biological process (GO): negative regulation of cell differentiation; positive regulation of cell population proliferation; negative regulation of apoptotic process
Cellular component (GO): cytoplasm
Source: RefSeq, a predicted model, not a curated record
AGGAUGAGUGUCCAGACCCCACCCCGACUGCUGGACCUGGCGGGAACAAGCCUGCUGAGGGACGAGGACUCAGCCGUUUCUGCUCUGGAGUAUCUGCCCACGGAGCUCUUCCCACCACUGUUCAUGGAGGCCUUCCAAGGGAGACGCAUCGAGACCCUGAAGGCCAUGGUGCACGCCUGGCCCUUUGUCCGCCUGCCUCUGGGGGGCCUGAUAGACAUGCCUCAUGUGGGGCCCUUACAAGCAGUGCUGGAAGCCCUUGAUGUCCUGCUUGCCCAGAAGGUUCGCUCCAGGAGGUGCAAACUGCGGGUGCUGGAUCUACGGGAUACUGGCCAGAACUUCUGGAGGAUGUGGUCUGGAGCCAGCAUUCACGGGUGCUCAAGCUCAAGAAGGGCACCAGUGGCUGAGCACACAUCAAGGACACAGCAACACUUGGCUCCCUUGAAGGUUUUCAUAGACAUUUGCCUGAAGAAAAGGACCCUGGACAACUUCCUCACCUACCUCUUCUGGUGGGUGGAGCAGAGAAAAGAUUCCAUACACCUGUGCUGUAAGAAGCUGAAGAUCUUUGCAAUGCCCAUGGAAAACAUUAUGAAGGUCCUGAGCAUGGUGCAGCUGGACUGUAUCCAGGAGGUGCAAGUGAAUUGCGUUUGGCACCUGUCCACCCUGGCCACGUUUGCUCCUCUCCUGGGUGAGAUGAGUAAUUUGCAGAGCCUCAUUCUGUCCCCCAUUGUUGUGUCUGCCUUUGAGGAGCAGCAGCAGAAGCAGCAUGUUGUCCAAUUUACCUCUCAGUUCCCGAGGCUGGACCACCUCCAGGAUCUCCAUCUGGAAUCUCCCUCCUUCCUUGAAGGCUGCCUGGACCAGAUGCUCAGAUGCCUGAAGACUCCCUUGGACAACCUCUCAAUAACUAACUGUCAGCUUACAGAAUCAGACUUGACCCAUCUGUCCCAGUGCCCGAACAUCUGUCAGCUAAAAGGCCUGGAUCUGAGUGGCGUCACACUGACCGACUUUAGUCCUGAGCUCCUCCAAGUUCUCCUGGAGCAAGUUGCAGCCACCCUCCAGGAACUGAACUUAGAGCAGUGUGGGAUCGGUGACUUUCAACUUGAGUCCAUCCUGCCUGCCCUGAGCCACUGUUUCCAGCUAAGGACCUUCAGCCUGUGUGGGAACCUCCUCUCCAAGACCAUCAUGGAGAAGCUGCUGAGUCACACCGCUGGGCUGCCCCAUUUAAGUGAUGAGUUUUAUCCUGCCCCCAGGGAGAGUUACAGCCCUCAUGGGGCCCUCCACCUGGGCAGACUUGCCCAGCUUCGGGAUGGACUAAUUGAGAUCAUGAGGGACUUAGGACGUCCCAGGGCCAUCUGGCUUAGCUCCAGUCCAUGUCCUCACUGGAGCAAUAAGACAUUCUAUCAAGAGGAGCCCUUUCUAUACCUCUGCUAUACAUCUGGCUAG